CCCUCGCGUCCGGCCAGCAGAGUGACAGCUGAAGCAGCUGGCUGGACCAGCGUGCGGCAGCGCGCAGGCGCACUGGACUUGGCCAAGAGCUCUUUUAGCCCUCACGGCUUGCCGUUGUUUUGGCGGGUAGUGCGAAACAUAAACUGACUGGAGUCAUGGAGGAAAACGCGGCUCCUCCGCGAAAAGAAGCAGAAAAUGUCGGUGAUUCAAGCACUCCACAAGAUGGUCCCCCGAAAGAGUCGGUCGCCGCACCUUCUGCUGCUGGUUGUGGUCGGUUCAAGCUGUUUGAAAAAAUCUUAGAGACCAGUAUCGAGAAGUUCAUGUGCAUUGCCAGGGAGCAGUUUGCCAGCAAGUUUGGUGUCUUAUACAAAAAUAACCCUAAGUUGGUUGCGUCCAUUCAUAAGGAAUUUAUUGAGGAACUCAGAAAAGCAAUACAGGAGGACAUUAACAGAAUGAUUGAGGAAGGCCGGUUUGAGUCCAAACUGAAUGCGCUGGACAAACUGGAGAGUGAAGCCAGGAACAAUCCCGAGCCUGCAUGGCGACCUACUGGCGUUCCUGAAAAAGACGUGGGUAGUUUUCUGGUACCCUACUAUAAGAAACAAGAGGCCUACCUGCAAAAGGAGUUGAAAAAGAUCCAAGCAGAGAAUGCCACCAUCGCGGAGAAGGUUCGGGCUGGCAGAGAAAAUAUCACUCAGACUGAGCAAAAGAUUGCUGCAGCUGUUGAGGACUGGAAGGUGACGGUCAGCGAAUUUGGACGCCUCUCAUCCACUCUUCAUCCUGGAAAUGUGUUCUAAUCAAUGAUGUUAAAAAUAUGUACGUCGUUUGUGUUUUCGUGCUCUGUCAGAAAAUAAAAGUUUGAAAACCCA
Messenger RNA from Synchiropus splendidus (mandarinfish), 866 nucleotides. RefSeq names its product polyamine-modulated factor 1 (gene pmf1). Lineage: Eukaryota; Metazoa; Chordata; Actinopteri; Syngnathiformes; Callionymidae. Gene Ontology annotation, cellular component: MIS12/MIND type complex. The coding region runs from base 156 to 794 and encodes 212 amino acids. Gene Ontology annotation, biological process: chromosome segregation. The record is from RefSeq and is a predicted model, not a curated record. The transcript has 5 exons.